Molecule: messenger RNA, 342 nt
Organism: Tetrahymena thermophila SB210
Lineage: Eukaryota; Ciliophora; Oligohymenophorea; Hymenostomatida; Tetrahymenidae
Exons: 1
Source: RefSeq, a predicted model, not a curated record
UCUUAACCUCAUGAAAUAAUUAUUUACAUGAAUCCCCACUCGAACUAAUAAUUUAACUAUAACGGUAUCCCUUAGUAAAUGUAAGUUUAAGCUCCAUAAAACUGGAACCCUGUCUAGCUAUAGCCUACUUAGUUUAGUUAAUAGUAAAGCUUAUAUAUAUAGGAACAACAAAAUUAAUUCCAUAAUCAAGAAAAAUAAUAUCUAUUGCAAGCUAAUGGAUCACAUGAAGGUCCUUAUGAAGAUUAGUAAAAAGGUAAUAAAUACUUGGUACCUAACCCAAUGAUUUCUUAAUAUCCUAAUCAACAACAGCAAAUGGCAAAUUAAAACUAAAAUUUGCUUUGA